This is a messenger RNA of Panicum hallii, 822 nucleotides long. RefSeq lists its product as uncharacterized. The transcript has a single exon. NCBI's taxonomy places the organism in Eukaryota, Viridiplantae, Streptophyta, Magnoliopsida, Poales, Poaceae. The record is from RefSeq and is a predicted model, not a curated record. Bases 107 to 595 code for a protein of 162 amino acids.
AUUCCCACUUCUAAACCCAACUGGUAAAAGAGCUGUCCUGACCUUUCCCAUCCUUCCAAGAGGCAACGCCCAAAACCAAGAACCACCACAACUCCAAUUGGUCAACAUGGCGAUGGCUGCCGCAGCCUCCGCCCUCCUCCUCCUCCUGCUGAUGCUCGGCCCCGCCGCCUCCACCUCGGCCGCGGCGCCGUACCAACCGCCGACCGUGCCGGAGCUGAUGGACCGGUUCGGCCUCCCGCGCGCGCUCCUCCCGGAGACCGCCCGGCGGUACCUCCUCCACAACGACGGCACCUUCGAGCUCUUCCUCGACGACGGCUGCGUGGUCGAGGUGGGGGGCUACCGCGUCGGCUACGACAUCAAGCUCUCCGGCACCGUGUCCCACGGGGCGGUCGCGGGGCUCGAGGGCGUGCGCGUGCGCGUCCUGUUCGCCUGGCUGCCCAUCACCGGCGUCGAGGUGGCCGGCGGCGAGGUCACCGUCCACAUCGGGCCCAUCACCAAGUCGUUCCCGGUCGUCGGGUUCAAGUCAAGCCCCCGGUGCAUCGCCGGAUUGGCGGCGGCGGCGGCGGUCGAUGCUUCGCUUCCUCUGGUAGAGUAGUCAGCUGGUCGCGAUUUGUUAGGAUUUAUUAGACGAAGAUUGUGUUCAUGCUACGAUUUAUUUUAAUUUCUCAUUGUGAAUCGUAUUUUGCGCUGGAAACUUCCUUCACUGGUGUUCAGUUUAUUGAAGUACGCACGGUUAGUCUGUAACAGGCUUCAGAUUGCAUUUUUAUUGGGACUAUCUGUUCCUCUUUCGCGAGGAAACACCAUGCAUAAGUUUUCCUUUUA